Molecule: messenger RNA, 1093 nt
Organism: Trachemys scripta elegans
Lineage: Eukaryota; Metazoa; Chordata; Testudines; Emydidae
Gene: BCAS2
Product: BCAS2 pre-mRNA processing factor
Exons: 7
Coding region: 64-741 (225 amino acids)
Biological process (GO): mRNA processing
Cellular component (GO): catalytic step 2 spliceosome; Prp19 complex; precatalytic spliceosome
Source: RefSeq, a predicted model, not a curated record
CUGGCGCAGGCGCGCCGAGGGUAGUGGCGUGGGGGCACGGCGGAGCGCGCGGUCAUUGCUGCCAUGUCGGGUCCGGGGCUGGUGGCCGGGGAGGUGGCGGUGGAUGCGCUGCCCUACUUCGACCAGGGCUACGAGGCGCCAGGCGUACGCGAGGCGGCUGCCGCCCUGGUGGAGGAGGAGACGCGGCGCUACCGGCCCACUAAGAAUUACCUCAGCUACCUGCCCACACCUGACUACAGCACCUUUGAGACUGAAAUUAUGCGGAAUGAGUUUGAGCGCCUGGCAGCCCGGCAGCCCAUAGAGCUCCUCAGCAUGAAAAGGUAUGAGCUGCCUGCUCCAUCCUCGGGUCAGAAGAAUGAUAUCACAGCAUGGCAAGAAUGUGUUAAUAACUCAAUGGCUCAGCUGGAGCAUCAGGCUGUUCGGAUUGAGAAUCUGGAGUUAAUGUCUCAGCAUGGCUGCAAUGCUUGGAAAGUGUAUAACGAACACCUGGUUCAUAUGAUCGAACAAGCUCAGAAAGAACUACAGAAAUUGAGGAAAAACAUUCAAGAUCUCAACUGGCAGCGAAAGAACAUGCAGCUCACAGCUGGGUCUAAGCUACGAGAGAUGGAGUCAACGUGGGUGUCUCUGGUCAGUAAAAACUAUGAGAUUGAGCGAACGAUUGUGCAACUAGAAAAUGAAAUCUUACAAAUUAAACAGCAGCAUGGGGAGGCCAACAAGGAGAACAUCGAGCAAGACUUCUGAGGUCUGACCCCUGCCAUUCACUGCAGCACAUUUGCAACUUUUUUUUGUGGAGAGGCCACGUGUCCUUAGGCUCUCUAAUAUCUGCAUGUGUAAUGAGAUGGAAAACCAUCAUCAGUUCUCAGUUUCUUGUUUUAAAGACUAGGAGGAGAUAGAGCAGAUUCAGGAAAAAAAUCCUGCUCCAUAGACUGAAUGCACAAGGAUUUCAUGUGUGAAUCAGUGGUUCUUAGAACCAUAUCUAUUUGUUUUUGUAUUUCUUAUACCUGAAAUAAACAUUUUUCUAACUUUCUUUGGCUUCUGAUAGCCGUAAACAUCUGAGCAUUGUCAGAUACUAAACCUCAUGCAGGUACCUUAA